AUGGGCUUCGCCGACCUUCUCACUGAUGCUGGUGCUGCCAUGCUGAACAGCUGGCUCACCACCCGCUCCUACAUCGUCGGUCACACCCCUUCCCAGGCCGAUGUUGUCACCUUCAAGGCCCUUCAGUCUGCUCCCGACGCGGAGAAGUACCCCCACGCCGCCAGAUGGUACAAGCACAUCUCUACCUACGAGAGUGACUUCGCCACCCUCCCCGGCGAUGCUUCCAAGUCUUACUCCGUCUACGGCCCUGAGGCCUCAGAGCUCCCCGUGAACCCUGCCAAGGCCCCUGCUGCCGAGGAGGAGGACGAAGACGUCGACCUGUUUGGCUCUGACGAUGAGGAGGAGGACGCCGAGGCUGCUCGCAUCCGCGAGGAACGUCUCGCCGAGUACAAGAAGAAGAAGGAGAACAAGCCCAAGGUCGCCGCCAAGUCGGUUGUCACCAUGGAUGUCAAGCCCUGGGAUGACGAGACUCCCAUGGCUGAGCUCGAGGCUGCUGUCCGCGCCAUCGAGCAUGACGGUCUGGUUUGGGGUGCCUCCAAGCUUGUCCCUGUUGGUUUCGGUAUCAAGAAGCUCCAGAUCAACCUUGUUGUUGAGGAUGAGAAGAUCAGCUUGUCUGACCUUGAGGAAGAGAUCUCGGCCAUUGAGGAUUAUGUGCAGUCGGUGGACAUUGCUGCCAUGCAGAAGCUGUAA
Messenger RNA from Colletotrichum graminicola M1.001, 690 nucleotides. RefSeq names its product EF-1 guanine nucleotide exchange domain-containing protein. Lineage: Eukaryota; Fungi; Ascomycota; Sordariomycetes; Glomerellales; Glomerellaceae. Gene Ontology annotation, molecular function: translation elongation factor activity; guanyl-nucleotide exchange factor activity. The record is from RefSeq and is a predicted model, not a curated record. Gene Ontology annotation, cellular component: cytosol; eukaryotic translation elongation factor 1 complex. Gene Ontology annotation, biological process: translational elongation. Bases 1 to 690 code for a protein of 229 amino acids. The transcript has 5 exons.